Molecule: messenger RNA, 1260 nt
Organism: Sinocyclocheilus rhinocerous
Lineage: Eukaryota; Metazoa; Chordata; Actinopteri; Cypriniformes; Cyprinidae
Exons: 15
Coding region: 1-825 (274 amino acids)
Source: RefSeq, a predicted model, not a curated record
AUGCCGUCAGAAACAGACAGUUACAACCUAGCAAGGUAUCGGGCCCAAAAAGCAGUUGAAACUUCCCAUGUUGAGGACUCGGAUGGAAAUAGUUCACGAAAAAUUAUACCACCAAGAAGAUUUAGAGAAGAAGAACUUCAGCCCACCAAACCUAGAAAGACACCACAGACAAAACAAUUUCUUGAGGACAGUGAAUCAUCCCAAGAUGAGAUUUCCAGUUUGAGAGUAAAGAAAAUAAACAAACGGCCAAGAUCAACAGCAAUUGCAUCUAAGUCUGGGGAGCCUGAUGAAGAUGAGGAGCAACCAGUAAAAAAAAAAGGAUCUAAUGUGACUUUGCCUGCGGCACCUUGGUUUCCAUCUCUUUCAACACCACAACUGCAGCCACAUCAGUCAGUUUCUGCCAACUGGCAGAGUCAAGGAAGUGUGAUUGAUCCACAAUCUCUUCGAGAUGUUCCAUCUCUUUCAACACCACAGCUGCAGCCACAUCAGUCAGUUUCUGCCAACUGGCAGAGUCAAGGAAGUGUGAUUAAUCCACAAUCUAUUCGAGAUGAAAUCUACAAGUUAUUUGAGAAUUUAGAAAGAAGAGUCAUGUUGAAACUGGACCAAAUCCAAAACAACAUUACAUCAGCGGUUGAAACAAUGCAGCAAUCAAUGAGCCAGCCAAGCACCUCUGUCUCUGACCUUACAGAGGUGCUAGAGAAACCAUGUAAGACUGUAGAGGAAUUAGAGGAGUUGUGUGAUAAGCUGAAAGAUGCUGAAUUUCGAAAGAAGAUGAUUCGUUAUCUAAGGUCUUCAGAGUGGAUGCAGCUUGGGAGAUGGAAUUAGGAGGAUGCUGAAAAACAUUGGAGAUAAUUCCUUAUGGGGAUAUUACAGUUACAAAGGGAGAAAGGGAAAACUUAAAUUUCAGCAGCUCCUUAUCAAUGAUGUCAUCAUACGUGCCUGCAGCAAGUCAUACCCACACCAAAAAUCCCAGAGUGUGGAAGAGAUGAUUGCUGUCACCCUAAAACAUGCCCCGGAUCGUGAAAAAACAGUUAAUCAGGUUAGAAUCCAACGGGAAGAGGAGCUACCAUCGGAAUAACGCACAGACACAGCUGCUUUGCUUGACCCACCCACGCCCUGAAAAAAACCCCCACAUUUUUAAUUUGCUAAAGAGUUAUAUGUAAUUUAAAAUUGAACCUGUAUGUUGUUUUUGUAGCAUUGAUCUUUAGAUGUAAUUCUUCUUUAUUUUUGCUUAAUUAUACAUUCAUUUUAUUUUUCUUG